Panicum virgatum (switchgrass) is the source of this 1058-nucleotide messenger RNA. RefSeq lists its product as uncharacterized. NCBI's taxonomy places the organism in Eukaryota, Viridiplantae, Streptophyta, Magnoliopsida, Poales, Poaceae. The coding region runs from base 324 to 767 and encodes 147 amino acids. The record is from RefSeq and is a predicted model, not a curated record. The transcript has 2 exons.
ACUGUUCACUGUGCCACCGCCACAGUGAUGAUGGUGGUAGGAGCUACUACUGCGCUGCACCACUGCACCCCCCUCAUUCCUUUUUCCCACUUCCGCUAUAAACUCGCCCGGCCCCCAGCUAGGUAGCUCGUUGGCAUUGCAGCUUCCUCUCCUCUUCUUUCUCCGGUGUAGCGUCGCGUUGCUCCCUCUUGCUUGCGCCGAUGCUUCGAUUCUUGAUAUAAAUACGCGCGUCCAGACACCGGCCGUCCUCCGCUCUACAGUCUCAGCCACAGCAACCACCACCUGCCUCCCAGCGAAGCGACAUCAAGGCAUCAAGCAAGGCCAUGGAGUACAGGGCGAGGCGGCGGCAGCACGUGCCGGCGUUCGGGGAGUGGAACUACCGCUGCUCGCCCUCCUCCCCGGACAAGGAGGCCCGCGGCGACGCCUGGGUCGUCCGCUACUCGCCGCGCAGGCCGCUGCCGCCGCCCGGGAAGGCCAGGAGGCCGGAGGAGAUCAAGCGGCCGCGGUACUGCGGCGUCAGCGGCGGGAAGGGGAGCGUCGGGGCCGCGGCGGCGAGGGUGAGGGAGGAGCCCGCCGGGGGCGACGUGGUGGUGGUGGCGCGCCCGGCGCUGGCCAGGGCCUCACGCAGGGUGGUCCGGCCCGUGGACGAGGACCUGUACCAGGUGACGUCGCCGGAGUUCGUCGUUUCCACCCGCCGGCCGCGGCAGAAGAGAGCGGCGAGGAGCCUGUGGAUGGGUUGCCUGGGCGGCCUCGGCUGCAUCGCCUGAAGCGGACCGGACCGGACCGGCCGAGAUCGAUCAAGACUACCCUUGCAAUACAACCUGGAGUUGUAGCAGUAGUGUUCCGUCGUGUGUGAUUUUCUCUCUCAGAUUCUUUGCCUUUUUCGUUUUUGGAAACUUUUGUGUUGCCUUGGUAGGUUAAGACUAGCUAGUCCGCCAUAUAUUGGUGCUGGUGCUUGCUUCACGCUUAUGAGCCUCCGACUCCGAGAUCAAUGCAAGGACCAGGAUGUGUAAAAGUACUUUGGAAUCAAUCGAACAUGCGUGCAUGUGGUUUUUGUA